AUGGUUGGGGAAAUGGAAGCCAAGGAGAAGCCCAAGCCGAGCCCCGAUUACCUGAUGCAGCUCAUGAACGACAAGAAGCUCAUGAGCAGCCUCCCCAACUUCUGCGGGAUCUUCAACCACCUCGAGAGGCUGCUGGACGAAGAAAUUAGCAGAGUACGGAAAGACAUGUACAACGACACGUUAAAUGGUAGUACGGAGAAGAGAAGUGCAGAAUUACCAGAUGCUGUGGGACCUAUUGUACAGUUACAAGAGAAACUAUAUGUGCCUGUAAAAGAAUAUCCAGAUUUUAACUUUGUUGGAAGAAUCCUUGGACCCAGAGGACUAACAGCUAAACAGCUUGAGGCAGAAACAGGAUGCAAGAUAAUGGUCCGAGGGAAGGGCUCAAUGAGGGACAAAAAGAAGGUCUCCUUUAAGAGCAGAGACAGCCAUGAUCCAGCAGUUUUGGAGGUAGAGGAAGAACAGAACCGAGGCAAGCCCAACUGGGAACACCUGAAUGAAGAUUUACAUGUACUUAUCACUGUGGAGGAUGCUCAAAACAGAGCAGAAAUAAAGCUGAAGAGAGCUGUUGAAGAAGUUAAAAAGUUACUGAUACCUGCAGCAGAAGGAGAAGACAGCCUUAAAAAGAUGCAGCUGAUGGAGCUUGCAAUUCUGAAUGGCACCUACAGAGAUGCCAACAUCAAAUCACCAGCCCUUGCCUUUUCUCUUGCAGCAACAGCCCAGGCUCCAAGGAUUAUCACGGGGCCUGCGCCUGUUCUCCCACCAGCUGCCCUGCGUACCCCUACGCCAGCUGGCCCUACCAUAAUGCCUUUGAUCAGACAAAUACAAACCGCUGUCAUGCCAAACGGAACUCCUCACCCGACCGCCGCGAUAGUUCCUCCAGGACCCGAGGCUGGGUUAAUUUACACCCCCUACGAAUACCCCUACACACUGGCACCAGCUACGUCAAUCCUCGAGUACCCUAUUGAACCUAGUGGUGUAUUAGGUAUGGCUUUCCCAACGAAAGGCUAAGAAUUCAAGAACGGUCUUAACCGAUCCUUCAUCAGAUCUGAAUUUUAACAAAUGCUUAGUUUCAGCAGCCUUGAAAAAAGCUUGGCCUAGCAGUCAGUGACUUACUUGCACUUUUUUGCACAUAGAUAUAAAAUAAAAUAGUGCUAUUAAUUUGGAUUAGCCCCUAUUAUUACAGAGUAGCUGUAAUUUAUGAGUGUAUAGUAGUAUACUGACUGCUAAGUGUUUUAUAUAGUGUUUGCUUUACUAAUCACCUAAUUCAUUGCAGUUCAUACUUAUUGACUUUAAAAUUUAAAAUCACAAUUUGUAGGCUUGAAGAAUUGCUUUAAAACUUUAUUUGUGGUAGAACUGGAAGUGAUCUUAAGGUUAGGAAAUAAUUGUCAGUAUUAAAAAAUGGCAUUAUUUAAAAUAGUCCUGCUGCAAGAAAGGCACUUCAGUGAAUAUGUGACUAGUAAAGCUUAAAUGUGCUUGGGUCUAAUAGAUUUCAUGAAAUACUGUAAUUUUGGGAUUGUAAAUGAAUGGAUUAAACAGGUUAAGGCCAGGAUGUUUAAAAUAAAUGCAAUAUUAAUCUGCACAGACAAACUUCUUUUUAAGGUUAAGAUUUGAAACUACUGUGCCUUAACUUGUUGCUUUUCUUAAAAUGAACUUUUGUAGUUAAUGAUCAUUUAAAUCCAUUUUGAUAAACCUGCUGUUAAUGUUUUCUUUGAAUGUUUUCUAACUUUGUCUUGGUAAUUGCAAUUUAACUAGGUGCGGUGGCUACUAAAGUUCGAAGGCACGAUAUGCGUGUCCAUCCUUACCAAAGGAUUGUGACCGCAGACCGAGGUUAGUUUAGUUCUGCAGUUCUUGUUUGUAAGAAAUGCUUUGAGUGCACAUGAGAUUUGCAACACCACAGCUGGUUAACCAAAUACCAUAUCUGACCCAUUCAUUAUUUUUUUCUCAAAAAAAAAAAAAAAGAGUUAAUAAUUUAGAGCUUGGGGAAUGCUUGCAGUUUUAAAAAGAUUUUGUAAACGUAGCUUUCCCAGCUAAAUGAAUCGUGUAGACUUUGUGAUAUAUUUAAUAUAAGUGCUAUAACCAAUCCAUUUUAAAAACUAUUUAAAGAUCCAUUGCUGCAGGAAAACACUGAAUUCAGUACUGCAAUAGUUAAUUUGUUUCCCUCUCCCCCUCCCCCCAGAUUUGUUCUUUUAAUGGUGUGGAAAUAUCAGAUUGGUGUUGCAAAAUAAAAUGAAUGGGUGGUUGUUUAAUGAGAAAGAAGUAAAGGAAUAGAUGCCUCCUGUCUGUGUCUGGAGAAAUCUGAAGAUUUAGAUUUUCCUUUUUUCCAGUAAACUUUUGAGCCACUGUACUGUAUAUUUUGAGGAGGAUGCAUGUUCUCAGAUACCUAACUGAAUUCAGAGAGGUAAGGGCUGUGAAGAUAAUACUUCAAAAGUUGUUUGAGCUUGAAUUCCUAAGGGCAGGAGUAAGGGGUGUUUUGGUUUUUUGCCAAAACGGGUUUCUUGGUAUUUGUCUUUUGCUGCUAAAAUGUGUAACCUGAAGGAGAAGCAACUUUUGAAGUCCUGUUGGUGAGAUGACAUCCAAUAUUUGGGCAUCUCUCUCUAACUGUUGAAUGGAAACUAAAUCUUCAUUUUUCUCCUCUUCCUCAAAUGUAAUGUCUUUGGACCCCUGAAUGAAGUAUUUAAGCUUACACGGAAAAGUAAUAGUUUCGGUUUAUUGACAUUGGCUAGGAAGCAGUGGGGGCUAAGCACAGGAACUCCUGAAUUCCUACCCCAGCUCUGCUGUUGGCUCUGUGUGGGUUUUGGCAAGUCAUUUAAUCUCUCUGUGUAUGUUUUCCCAUCUGUAAAAUAAGGAUAAUAAUACUUCCCUACCUCACAGGGGUGUUGUGGGGGUUCUUGUUUGUACAGGGCUUUAAGGAUGCAAAGCAUUAUGCAAGUGCCAAGUAUUAUUAUUCUGCUCUCAUCAAACUCAGUAUUGUGCAGGCUUCCAUGGUAUUGUAAUAGUCAAAGGACGCAUUCAGGUGACACAUCU
Molecule: messenger RNA, 3024 nt
Organism: Tinamus guttatus (white-throated tinamou)
Lineage: Eukaryota; Metazoa; Chordata; Aves; Tinamiformes; Tinamidae
Gene: QKI
Product: QKI, KH domain containing RNA binding
Biological process (GO): regulation of mRNA splicing, via spliceosome
Cellular component (GO): nucleus
Molecular function (GO): mRNA binding
Source: RefSeq, a predicted model, not a curated record